Messenger RNA from Limulus polyphemus (Atlantic horseshoe crab), 2748 nucleotides. It is a transcript of the gene Adar, whose product is annotated as double-stranded RNA-specific editase 1-like. The transcript is spliced from 2 exons. Gene Ontology annotation, cellular component: cytoplasm; nucleolus. The coding region runs from base 197 to 2248 and encodes 683 amino acids. The record is from RefSeq and is a predicted model, not a curated record. Gene Ontology annotation, biological process: RNA processing; adenosine to inosine editing. Gene Ontology annotation, molecular function: double-stranded RNA binding; double-stranded RNA adenosine deaminase activity; tRNA-specific adenosine deaminase activity. Lineage: Eukaryota; Metazoa; Arthropoda; Merostomata; Xiphosura; Limulidae.
GAGGCUACUAAUGAAGCGUUAGCUAGAAAUAACGGGCAAGCGGCUAUAAAUCUGAACGCGUUCCUGAUUUUACUAAAGAACAGUUUGGGAGUUGUUGCGGUAGAAUUCAUUCCUAUUGUAUUUUUUUUAUACUACACGUUUCUUUAUCCGGUCAGUUACGUAGUAUAUCAAAUAGAAAAAUUAAGACCAUAUUUUAAUGAUGGAUGAUCAGUCUAAUACAAACCAAAUUGUAUCACAAAAAGGAUCUGAUCUGUCUACUGCUGGUGGAGAAAUACAGAUCAGUAAUGGAAACAAUGAUAAAGCUGAGGUGGAAACUAAUAAGCUAAUGGAAGUUGAUGUUGAGAACAGAGGACAGAAAAGACAGCUUGAGGUAACGAUUGCUCCUCCGGCAAAACGCAAGAAAAAAAACCGUGGGCCUAGUCAACCUAAAAAUGCCUUGAUGCAACUCAAUGAGCUGAAACCCGGAUUGAAAUACACUUUUGAGUCACUAGAGGGAACCGGCCAUAACACUUGCUUCCAGGUAUCCGUGGAAGUAAAUGGACAAAAGUUUUAUGGUAAAGGAAAGUCCAAACAAUUAGCAAAACAUGCAGCUGCACAGGCUGCCCUUGCUUCGUUUGUUCAGUUCAAAGAUACUGCUAGAGCAGUGCAAGCAAUGAACCGAACUCUGACCUAUGCAGAUUUUACAGAUGAUGCUUUAGAAGAUGGAACCAUUUUCAAUAAAUUUGAAAAGCAAGAUGAUACUGCACAUGAUCAAUUAGUGGUUCAUGACUCAUCUGGACAAACAAGUCCAUUAGAGUAUGUGAAGAAAGCAUCCAAAGCUGUCUCUGAAGCUGACAAAAAGAAUCCAGUCAUGCUUUUAAAUGAACUCCAUCCUGGGAUCCAAUUCACUUUAAUUAGAGAAAAUCCAAUGGUACCUAGUAUGAGAUUUACAAUGGGAGUCUCGGUCCAGGAAGAAAAAUUUGAAGGUUCAGGAUCAAGUAAAAAACAAGCCAAAGCAGCUGCAGCCAAAGCUGUUCUGAGUAGCAUGUAUGGAAUUAGUUAUGCUAUGUCUUAUCCCAUUUUAAGUCCUGAACAAGGAGGCACUUAUGAUUUUCAGUUUCUACCAGCAGCUAUAGCAGACAAAAUAGCUUCCCAAGUUCAUGCAAAAUUCAAUGAGAUUAUAUCAGAUAAAAAGGAUUAUGUUAAGUGGAAAGUGUUGGCAGGUAUAGCAAUGACCACAGAUGAUGAGAUGAGUGAUGUUCAAGUGAUAACUGUAACUACUGGUACAAAAUGUAUAAAUGGUGAACAUAUCAGUAUGAAUGGUGUAACAUUAAAUGAUUGUCAUGCAGAAGUUAUCGCUCGAAGAUGCUUGAAAGAUUUCUUGUAUAGACAGCUUGAAUUAGUUGCUAGAGGGGAGAUAGAAAAAAGCGUUUUGGAAGCAAAACAAGGUGGGGGAUAUCGUGUAAAACCCAUUAUUAAGUUCCACUUAUUCAUUAGUACGUCACCCUGUGGUGAUGCCCGAAUCUUUUCACCCCACGAAAUUCUCGAUGAUAUAGUGGAAGACAAGCAUCCAAACAGGAAAGCAAGAGGGUUGCUACGUACUAAAAUAGAAGCAGGUGAGGGAACUAUUCCAGUGAAAAGUACUGAAACUGUGCAGACGUGGGAUGGGAUUAUCCAGGGGCAGCAGAGACUAUUAACCAUGUCUUGUUCUGACAAGGUUGCAUCUUGGGUAAUUCUCGGAAUGCAGGGUGCCCUCCUAAGGCACUUCCUAGAGCCUGUUUAUUUAGAAAGCAUCAUUCUUGGUAGUUUGUUUCAUCCAAGUCAUUUUUAUCGUGCUAUCUGUGGCCGUUUAGAAGGUUCCUUAGGACCUCUUUCAAGUCCUUAUUGUUUCUUUAAACCCAAACUGUCCUCCACCAGUAGCCAAGAAACUCGUCAGCCUUUCAAAUCUCCCAACCACAGUGUAAAUUGGACACUUGGGGAACUCCUUCCUGAAGUAGUUAAGUCUGAGACCGGAAAAACUGAACUAGGACAAGUGUCACGUCUGUCCAAACGUUCCUUCUUUACAAGAUUUCUUUCUCUCUAUGGGAAGUUGUCAUUGGAUAUUAAGCAGAAUGAUGGUUUUAAACCACAUCUGUAUUCAGACACUAAAGCUAUUGUUAAGGAUUACCAGACAGUGAAAAACCAAAUGUGUAAGGCUUUUCAGGAUGCUGGACUUGGAACUUGGAUAAAAAAGCCAGUUGAACAGGAUCAGUUUGAAGUGGUAUUUUGAGUGCAGUUCUAUAAGUAUUUACAUGCUGAUGUUAGUAAGUCAUCAGGAUAUAAUUGUGUAUGUGAUUCUAUCUUUAAGACGUACAUGUUACAUUCAACAUUGUUAGAGGAAGUUUAUCAUUUUUAAAAGUCAUUUCAUCAUAUGCCGUAGCUUCUUUUUUUUUUUAGAAAUUUUAUGCACUGAAAAUUGACGAGAAUAUUGUACAUUUCGGCACGUAAAAUGUCUACAUGUUCAUGUAUAUAAAUCACCAGAUGACAUUUUAAAUUUCAUAAUGAAACCGUAAGGUCGUCAUGGAAAUGAGUGUUAUAAUACUUUCCGUAAAAAAAUAGAUGUAUUCACAGUCUUGGUCAUUUUAACCAAUCUUGUAACCACCAGAUAGCCAUGAACGUACACAUAACUUUUAAUAUAUUAAGUGUAUCUUCAUGAAAUUUGGCGAGUUCUUAGUAUACAUUACAAGUGUUUUGUACACAAACAAUCAGAUUUUUAAUUAUGUACUGUUA